Messenger RNA from Scutellospora calospora, 12774 nucleotides. NCBI's taxonomy places the organism in Eukaryota, Fungi, Glomeromycota, Glomeromycetes, Diversisporales, Gigasporaceae. The record is from the annotation of a GenBank genome assembly.
CUCAUAAACUUUGUGGUAUCGCACGUAUCGAAAUUAUUCGUGCAAAAAAUCUUAGGCAAGCCGAUACAUGGUUUGGAGGUGGUUCCUCUGAUCCAUAUGUUAGGAUAACAAACAUUUCUACUAGUUUGGUGUUCGGUCAAUCACGUAUCAUCUACUGCAACUGUAAUCCCAUUUGGAGAGAAGUUUUCUAUAUUCCAAUUUAUGAUAUUCGUGAAAAAUUCAAUUUACAAGUUUUUGACUAUAAUGCUUACUUUAAGCAUUCAUUUUUGGGUUUCUACAUUCUUGAUCUCAAAUCUAUAAUUAAAGAACUUCCUGAUGGUUCUUUAAAAGGAAAGCAAUUAAAUCUUGAUGCAAAUCUCACUUAUAAAGGAAGUUCCAGAGGAAAGUUAUCGUUUUCCGCUGACUUUUUCUCGCUUUCCGAAUUCGAUAAUGAUUCGGAAAUUAUUACCACAACUAAUGUUGCGAAUAAACAUUUAUAUCUCAUUACGACUUAUCAACUUGAAUGUGGUUGCUUUGAACUUACCGAUUCUUUAGCAAAAUUAUUUAACUUUUCUUCUAAAGAUGAUCUUAUUAAAGCUUUUUCUGCUCACGUACAAAAUGAUAAGGAAGUUCUUAAUUUGGAUCAUAAUAUUUGGGUAACUGUCCUUGUCACUUCUUUCCUUAAGGCUUUGAUGUGGGAUAAAUGUCGUGAGUGGUUGAAUAUUUACAACAGCGCUGAGUCUUGGUUGAGUGAAACUAUUCUCGAUAUAGAUGUAGAAGAACGUCUGUAUGAUUAUUCAAAUAAAUUUGUUAUUAAACGCUUUGAAGUCACUAAAUGGGUUGAUGAUGAUCAAAAAAGAAGUUUGGGUCUUAUCUCUAUUUCAAAGAAACCAAUCACUCGACGAUAUGUUACUAUACGUAUUGUUCGUCGAUUCAUCACUUAUCAGAAUGAAUCUGGUUGUUUCGAACUUACCACUCAAUUAGCCGAAUCUUUGGGCUUUAACUCGAUUGAAGAAGCCAAACAACAUUAUGAAACUCAUUUUUCAUCUCAGUCACCUAGAAUUGCUCAAUUGGAUGCUCAUGUUUGGAAUACUGCUAUUUUGAUUUGGUAUCUUCGAUAUGUAUUAGUUGAUUUCCGAAGUGAGUGGGCUGAGGUACACCCAAAAGCAUAUGAUUGGCUUUGUGAACAGGUGAAAGAUGAUAAAGCGCGGGAAGAACUUCUUGAGGCUGCUAAAAUCUUUGUUGUUAAAAGAUUUGAAGUUGAUCAGAGUGCUAUAAAAGAAGAUAAAACUUUUAAAAUUAAAGCUAAGGAUAGUCGAAGUCGGGGUAUUGAUUUUGAAGUUGAUCAUUUUUCCCAUAAUGAUGAGGUUAUUGGAAUAAUUAAAAUUAUUGUUAAGUGUGCUAAAGAUCUUAGAGAAUCCGAUAGUUGGUUUAACAUUUCUAAUCCAGAUCCGUACAUUCGUAUUGUGAAUGCUGCUGGAAAUGAAAUCGCUCGCUCUAGUGUUAAUCAUGGAACUGUUAAUCCAGAAUGGAACGAAAUUUAUUUCGUUUCAAUUCAUAGUCCAGGCGAAAAAAUUUCAUUCGAAAUUUUUGAUGAAAAUCUUUUUAUAGCUGAUAAACCUCUUGGUAUCUACGUCUUGGACACUAGCAUUUUAGUAAAAAAUGAAGAGUCUAAAUGUAUUAAUGAUUGGUUCCCACUUCAAAUUGGUAAUAAGCCAGUUAAAGGAAAAUUAAACUUGGAAUAUCAACUUUUCCCCACCUCCUUCACCGAUGGUGAAAAAUUUGUUUUUACUAAAGAUUCCAUUACAGCUCAACAUUUAUAUAUUCUUAUCAGCAGCCGUAAAGCAAAUAGAUCAUUUGAAUUCUCAGACAAAUUGGCGCGUUUCUUUAAUUAUAAAUCAUGUAAAGAAUUGAAAGAAGGCUUUACGAAGCAUAUUUCUUCAAACAAAGACAUUUUAAAUUGUGAUUUGACUAUAUUAUCUACGGCUCUUACGAUUACAUAUUUUAAGGUUUUAUGUUGGAAAUAUUAUGGUGAAUGGAAACGAAUUAUCGAAGAUAGUGAAGUUUGGCUCAGUAAAGAAAUUAAUAACAUUGAAAUCGAAAAUCAAUUGUAUGAUUUAUGUAAAAAGUUCAUUUAUAAUCGUUUUAAUAUUAACAUUAAAAAUCUUGAUAAAGCUCAAUUGGAAAUCAUAGAUACAGCAAAACAAACAAUUAUUACACGAAAGAUUAUCACCAUUCGUUAUAUUCGUACACUUAUUUCCCAUCAAAAUAAAGAUGGUUGUAUUGAUCUAAAUGAAAAGGUCGCUGAUUACUAUGGCUUCAAAAAUGUCGACGAAUUUAAACAACAUCUGGAAAAAUUUUUUAAAACAGAGCGUGUCACCAAAAUUCAUUAUAACGUUUGGGUUACUGCAUGUACUAUUUGGUAUCUACGUUUAGUAGCUGUUGAUCAUCGAAAUGAAUGGAUUUCUAAUUACGAGAAGUUAUCCGAAUGGUUAACUAAACAAUGUAACGGAGAUAAUGAACUUGAGAAUGAAGUCAUGGGAUGUGCUAGGGAAUUUAUUGCUUCAAGAUAUGAAGUUGAUAAUGGAGCUAUAGAAGCUGAUAAUAGCUUCAUCACAGCUGUUAAGACUAAAGAAAUAGCAAGGAAAGAAGAAGCGAACAAAACCAAAGCUAAAAGCUUUUUCGGUGGGAUUUAUGAAGCAGCUGCUAAACUUGGUGAUCAGAUUGAGGAUGUCCUUACAUUUAAUAAAGACGAUCAUGAUGAUCACGAAAAAGCAGAAGCUCUUAUUAUCGUUGAAGAAUCAGCCACCCCUGAAAAAUGUAAAGAAAUUAUUUCAGACCAAAAAGAAGAUGGUUGUAUUGAAUUAAGUGAUUUAGUUUGUAAUGAAUUAGAUGUUCCAAAAGAAGAAAUCAUUAGAACAAUUCAAAAGAAAAUUACUAAUAUUAAACUUAAAUCACCCGAGUUUUCAUCAAGUAUUAAAACGGCUAUUAAUAUUGCAUAUCUUAAGAAAGCUGCGUCUCAAUAUAAAGGUGAAUGGGAAGAUAAAUAUAAUAAAGCCUGUGAAUAUCUCUCAAAACAAAUAAACGAUGCUGAUGCGGAAAAAGAGCUUUUGGAAUGUGCAGGCAAUUACGUAGUUGAGAAUUGUACAAAGAAGGUGAUUAAAAAUAAAAAGAGAAAUGCAAUUGUUACCGUUCGAAAUCUUACCACUCCUGAAAAAUGCGAAAAUGUAGUAUCUAAUCAGAAGGAUAAUGGAUGUUUUGAAGUCAAUGAAACUAUUUGUAAUGAAUUAGACAUUCCUGUUACAGAAGUAGUAACCAAAGUAAAAACACGAACAAAAAAUAAGAAACUUAAAUCUCCAGAAUCAGAAUCAUGGUGGAAAACAGCGCUUACUAUUAGUUACCUUAAAGUUACUGCACCGCAUCACGAAAAUAAAUGGAAAGAUAAAUGUGAUAAAGCUAAAGAAUAUCUUUCUAAACAAAUUGGAGACGCUGAUGUCGAAAAAGAAAUAUUAGACUGCACUGACAAAUUUGUAGUUGAUAAUAUUACAAAAAAGGUUGAAAAAGAUCAUAAGAAAAAUGUUGCAAUUACUAUUAUUAAAGAGUCGAGUUCCCCUGAGAAAUGUGAAGAAAUUGUAUCUAAUCAGAAAGAAGAUGGCAGCAUUGAACUAGGUGAUUCGAUAUGCAAAGAAUUAGAUACUCCUAAAGAAGAAAUAAUCACUACGAUUAAAAAGAACAUUACCAAUAUAAAACUUCAAUUACCUGAUCUUUCAUCAAGUCUUACGACUGCUAUUAAUAUUUCGUAUCUUAAAAAUGCAGCGUCUCAGCAUAAAGGUGAAUGGGAAGAUAAAUAUAAAAAAGCCCGUGAAUAUCUUUCUAAUCAAAUUGGAGAUAAAGACGCCGAAGAAGAACUAUUAGAAUGUGCUGAUAAAUAUGUAGUUGAUAAAGUAAUUGAUGAACAUAAAAAAUAUGUAAUCGCCAAUAAAAAAGAUGAAAUAUCGAAAGAACUUAAAUCUAAAAAAACUAAAAGCUUCUUCGGUGGGAUUUAUGAAGCAGCUGCUAAACUUGGUGAUCAGAUUGAAGAUGUUAUUACGUUCAAUAAAGAUGAUCAUGACGACCAUGAAAAAGCAGAAGCUCUUAUUAUUGUUGAAGAAUCAGCCUCUCCUGAAAAAUGUAAAGAAAUUAUUUCAGAUCAAAAGGAUGAUGGUUGUAUUGAAUUAAGUGAUUCAGUUUGUAAUGAAUUGGAUGCUCCUAAAGAAGAAAUCAUUUCAACAAUUCAAAAGAAAAUUAAUCAUAUUAAACUUAAAUCACCCGAGUUCUCAUCAAGUCUUGCAACUGCUAUUAAUAUUUCAUACCUUAAGAAAGCUGCAUCCCAAUACGAAGGUCAAUGGAUAGAUAAAUAUAAUAAAGCUCGUGAAUAUCUUUCAAAACAGAUAGGAGAUGCUAAUGCCGAGAAAGAGCUUUUAGAAUGUGCCGAUAACUACGUAGUUGAGAAUUGUACAAAGAAGGUGAUUAAAGAUAAAAAGAGAAAUGCAAUAGUUAUAAUUCGAAAUUUUAUCACUCCUGAAAAAUGCGAAAAAGCAGUGUCUAAUCAGGAGGAUAAUGGAUCAUUUGAAGUAGAUGAGACAAUCUGCAAAGAAUUAGAUGUCCCCAUUACCGAAGUAGUAACCAAAGUAAAAACACUAACAAAAAAUAAGAAACUUAAACCGUCAGAAUCAGAAUCAUGGUGGAAAACUGCACUUACAAUUAGUUACCUUAAAGCUGCCGCACCACAUCAUGAAAACCUAUGGAAAGAUAAAUGUGAUAAAGCUAAAGAAUACCUUUCUAAACAAAUUGGAGACGCAGAUGCCGAAAAAGAAAUAUUAGAUUGCACUGAUAAAUAUGUUAUUGAUACUAUUACUAAAAAAGUUGAAAAGGAUCAUAAGAAAAAUGUUGCAAUUACUAUUGUUCAAGAAUCGGUUUCUCCUGAGAAAUGUAGAGAAAUUGUAUCUAAUCAAAAAGAAGAUGGCAGUAUUGAAUUGAAUGAUUCUGUUUGCAAAGAAUUAGAUGCUCCUAAAGAAGAAAUGAUUACUACAAUUAAAAAGAACAUUACUAAUACAAAACUUCAAUUGCCCGAAUUUUCGUCAACUCUUGCAACUGCUCUUAAUCUUUCGUACCUUAAAAAUACUGCGUCUCAAUAUAAAGUUGGAUGGGAAGAUAAAUAUAAUAAAGCCCGUGAAUAUCUUUCUAAUCAAAUUGGUGAUAAAGACGCCGAAGAAUUAUUAGAAUGUACUGAUAAAUAUGUAAUCGAUAAAGCAACGAGUAAAGUAAUUGAGGAACAUAAAGAGGAUGUAAUUACUCUCAAGAAAGAUGAAAUACCGAGAGAACUUAAAAAAGAAUCCAAAAAAGAAUCCAAAAAAGUUUUAAGCUUUUUCGGUGGGAUUUAUGCAGCAGCAGCCAAACUUGGUGAUCAGAUUGAAGAUACCCUUACAUUUAAUAAAGAUGAUCAUGACGACCAUGAAAAAGCAGAAGCUCUUAUAGUCGUUGAAUACUCAGCCUCUCCUGAAAAAUGUAAAGAAAUAAUCUCAGAUCAAAAAGAUGACGGUUGCAUCGAAUUAAGACAAUGGAUAGAUAAAUACAAUAAAGCUCGUGAAUAUCUUUCUAAGCAAAUAGGCGAUGCUAAUGCGGAAAAAGAACUUUUGGAAUGUACAGGCAAUUACGUAGUUGAGAAUUGUACAAAGAAGGUGAUUAAAGAUAAAAAGAGAAAUGCAAUCGUUACCGUUCGAAAUCUUACCACUCCUGAAAAAUGCGAAAAGGUAGUAUCUAAUCAAAAGGAUAAUGGAUCUUUCGAAAUCGAUGAGACGAUCUGCAAUGAAUUAGAUAUUCCCAUUACAAAAAUAGUAACCAAAGUAAAAACACGAACAAAAAAUAAGAAACUUAAAUCCCCAGAAUCAGAAUCAUGGUGGAAAACAGCGCUUACUAUUAGUUACCUUAAAGCUACUGCACCACAUCAUGAAAAUAAAUGGAAAGCUAAAUGCGAUAAGGCUAGAGAAUACCUCUCUGGACAAAUUGGAGACGUAGAUGCCGAAAAAGAAAUAUUAGAUUGCACUGACAAAUAUGUAGUUGAUAAUAUUACUAAAAAAGUUGAGAAAGAUCAUAAGAAAGAUGUUGCAAUUAGUAUUAUUCAAGAGUCGGUUUCUCCUGAGAAAUGUAAAGAAAUUGCAUCUAAUCAAAAAGAAGAUGGCAGCAUUGAACUAGGUGAUUCAAUAUGCAAAGAAUUAGAUGCUCCUAAAGAAGAAAUCAUUACUACGAUUAAAAAGAACAUUUCCAAUAUAAAACUUCAAUUACCUGAUCUUUCAUCAAGUCUUACGACUGCUAUUAAUAUUUCAUAUCUUAAAAAUGCAGCGUCUCAGCAUAAAGGUGAAUGGGAAGAUAAAUAUAAUAAAGCCUGUGAAUAUCUUUCUAAGCAAAUUGGGGAUAAAGACGCUGAAAAAAAACUAUUAGAAUGUGCUGAUGAAUAUGUAGUUGAUAAAAUAACAAAUAAAGUUAUUGUGGAACAGAAAAAAGAUGUAAUUUCCCUUAAGAAAGAUGAAAUACCGAAAGAACUAAAAUCUAAAAAAGGUAAAAGCUUUUUUGGUGGGAUUUAUGAAGCAGCUGCUAAACUUGGUGAUCAGAUUGAAGAUGUCAUUACGUUUAAUAAGGAUAAUCAUGACGAUCAUGAAAAAGCAGAAGCUCUUGUUAUUGUUGAAGAAUCAGCCUCUCCUGAAAAAUGUAAAGAAAUCAUUUCAGAUCAAAAGGAUGACGGUUGUAUUGAAUUGAAUGAUUCAGUUUGUAAUGAAUUAGAUGCUCCUAAAGAAGAAAUUAUUUCAACAAUUCAAAAGAAAAUUAGUAACAUUAAACUUAAAUCACCCGAGUUUUCAUCAAGUCUUGCAACUGCUAUUAAUAUUUCAUACCUUAAGAAAGCUGCGUCUCAACAUAAAGGUGAAUGGGUAGAUCAAUAUAAUAAAGCUCGUGAAUAUCUAUCAAAACAGAUAGGAGAUGUUAAUGCUGAGAAAGAACUAUUAGAAUGUGCCGAUAACUACGUAGUUGAGAAUUGUACAAAGAAGGUGAUUAAAGAUAAAAAAAGAAAUGCCAUAGUUACCUUUCAAAACUCAACCACUCCUGAAAAAUGCGAAGAAAUAUUAUCUAGUCAAAAGGAUGAUGGAUCUUUUGAGGUCAAUAAGACGAAUAUUAGGGAAGAAAUAACUAAUGUAAAAACACGAACAAAAAAUAAGAAACUCAAGUCCCCAGAAUCAGAAUCAUGGUGGAAAACGGCACUUACAAUUAGUUACCUCAAAGUUGCCGCACCACAUCAUGAAAAUAAAUGGAAGGAUAAAUGUGAUAAAGCUAGAGAAUACCUUUCUAAACAAAUUGGAGACGCAGAUGCCGAAAAAGAAAUAUUAGACUGCACUGACAAAUAUUUUGUUGAUCAUAUUACAAAAAUUGUUGAAAAAGAUCAUAAAAAAGAUGUUGCAAUUAGUAUUAUUCAAGAGUCGGCUUCUCCUGAGAAAUGCGAAGAAAUUGUAUCUAAUCAGAAAGAAGAUGGCAGUAUUGAACUAGGUGAUUCAAUAUGUAAAGAAUUAGAUGCUCCUAAAGAAGAAAUCAUUACUACGAUUCAAAAGAACAUUACCAAUAUAAAACUUCAAUUACCAGAGCUUUCAUCAAGUCUUACGACUGCUAUUAAUCUUUCAUAUCUUAAAAAUGCAGCGUCUCAAUAUAAAGGUGAAUGGGAAGAUAAAUAUAAUAAAGCUCGGGAAUAUCUUUCUAAUCAAAUCGGAGAUAAAGACGCCGAAGAAGAAUUAUUAGAAUGUGCUGAUAAAUAUGUAAUUGAUAAAGUAAUUGAGGAACAGAAAGAAGAUGUAAUUGCCCUUAAUAAAAUACCGAAAGAACUUAAAUCUAAAAAAGGUAAAAGCUUUUUCGGUGGGAUUUAUGAAGCAGCUACCAAACUUGGUGAUCAGAUUGAAGAUGCCCUUACAUUUAAUAAAGAUGAUCAUGACGAUCAUGAAAAAGCAGAAGCCCUUGUUAUCGUUGAAGAAUCAGCCUCUCCUGAAAAAUGUGAAGAAAUUCUUUCAGAACAAAAGGAUGACGGUUGCAUUGAAUUAAAUGAUUCAGUUUGUAAUGAAUUAGACGCUCCUAAAGAAGAAAUUAUUACAACAAUUCAAAAGAAAAUUACUAAUAUUAAACUUAAAUCACCCGAGUUUUCAUCAAGUCUUACAACUGCUAUUAAUAUCUCAUAUCUUAAGAAUGCCGCAUCCAAAUACGAAGGUCAAUGGAUAGAUAAAUAUAAUAAAGCUCGUGAAUAUCUCUCAAAACAGAUAGGAGAUGCUAAUGCUGAGAAAGAACUUUUAGAAUGUGCCGAUAACUACGUAGUUGAGAAUUGUACAAAGAAAGUGAUUAAAGACAAAAAGAGAAAUGCAAUAGCUACAGUUCAAAACUCAACUACUCCUGAAAAAUGCGAAGGUGCAGUCGCUAAUCAAAAGGAUAAUGGAUCCUUCGAAAUCAGUGAUACGGUCUGUAAAGAAUUGGACGUUCCCGUUAUAGAAGUAGUAACCAAAGUAAAAACACAAACAAAGAAUAAGAAACUAAAGUCCCCGGAAUCAGUAUCAUGGUGGAAAACAGCACUUACUAUUAGCUACCUUAAAGUAUCCGCACCACAUCAUGAAAGUUUAUGGAAAGAUAAAUGUGAUAAAGCUAGAGAAUACCUUUCUAAACAAAUUGGAGAUGCAGAUAUCGAAAAAGAAAUAUUAGAUUGCACUGACAAAUAUGUUGUCGAUAAUAUUACCAAAAAGGUUGAAAAAGAUCAUAAGCAAAAUGUUGCAAUUACUAUUAUUCAAGAGUCAACUUCUCCCGAGAAAUGUGAAGAAAUUGUAUCUAAUCAAAAAGAAGAUGGCAGCAUUGAAUUAAAUGAUUCUGUUUGCAAAGAAUUGGAUGCUCCUAAAGAAGAAAUGAUUACUACAAUUAAAAAGAACAUUACUAAUGCAAAACUUCAAUUGCCCGAAUUAUCGUCAUCUCUUGCAACUGCUAUAAAUCUUUCUUAUCUUAAGAAUGUUGCGUCUCAAUAUAAAGGUGAAUGGGAAGAUAAAUAUACUAAAGCCCGUGAAUAUCUUUCUAAUCAAAUUGGUGAUAAAGACGCCGAAGAAGAACUAUUAGAAUGUGCUGAUAAAUAUGUAGUUGAUAAAGCAACAAUUAAAGUAAUUGAGGAACAUAAAGAAGAUGUGAUUUCCCUCAAGGAAGAUGAAAUACCAAAAGAACUUAAUAAAGAACCUAAAAAAGAAUCUAAAAAAGUUUUAAGCUUUUUUGGUGGGAUUUAUGAAGCAGCUACUAAACUUGGUGAUCAGAUUGAAGAUGUCAUUACGUUUAAUAAGGAUGAUCAUGACGACCAUGAAAAAGCAGAAGCUCUUGUUAUUGUUGAAGAAUCAACCUCUCCUGAAAAAUGUGAAGAAAUUCUUUCAGAUCAAAAGGAUGACGGUUGUAUUGAAUUGAAUGAUUCAGUUUGUAAUGAAUUAGACGCUCCUAAAGAAGAAAUCAUUACAUCAAUUCAAAAAAAAAUUAGCAACAUUAAACUUAAAUCACCCGAGUUUUCAUCAAGUCUUUCAACUGCUAUUAAUAUUUCAUACCUUAAGAAAGCUGCAUCCCAAUACGAAGGUCAAUGGAUAGAUAAAUAUAAUAAAGCUCGUGAAUACCUUUCAAAACAGGUAGGAGAUGCCAAUGCUGAGAAAGAACUUUUAGAAUGUGCCGAUAACUACGUAGUUGAGAAUUGUACAAAGAAGGUGAUUAAAGAUAAAAAGCGAAAUGCAAUAGUUACCAUUCAAAGCUCAACCACUCCUGAAAAAUGCGAAGAUGCGGUAUCGAAUCAGAAUGAUAAUGGAUCUUUUGAGAUCACUGAGACGAUUUGCAAAGAAUUAGACGUUCCCAUUACCGAAGUAGUAACCAAUGUAAAAACAUGCACAAAAAAUAAGAAACUUAAACCAUCAGAAUCAGAAGCAUGGUGGAAAACAGCACUUACUAUUAGUUACCUUAAAGUUACUGCACCACAUCAUGAAAAUUUAUGGAAAGAUAAAUGUGAUAAAGCUAGAGAAUACCUUUCUAAACAAAUUGGAGACGCUGAUGCCGAAAAAGAGAUAUUAGAUUGCACUGAUAAAUAUGUUAUUGAUACUAUUACUAAAAAAGUUGAAAAGGAUCAUAAGAAAAAUGUUGCAAUUACUAUUGUUCAAGAAUCGGUUUCUUCCGAGAAAUGUAAAGAGAUUGUAUCUAAUCAAAAAGAAGAUGGCAGCAUUGAAUUGGACGAUUCUGUUUGCAAAGAAUUGGAUACUCCUAAAGAAGAAAUAAUUACAACGAUUAAAAAGAACAUUACUAAUACAAAACUUCAAUUGCCCGAAUUAUCGUCAACUCUUACAACUGCUAUUAAUCUUUCGUAUCUUAAGAAUGCUGCAUCUAAAUAUAAAGGUGAAUGGGAAGAUAAAUAUAACAAAGCUCGUGAAUAUCUUUCUAAUCAAAUUGGUGAUAAAGACGCCGAAGAAGAACUAUUAGAAUGUGCUGAUAAAUAUGUAGUUAAUAAAGUAACAAAUAAAGUAAUUGAGGAAAAGAAAGAGGAUGUAAUUACUCUCAAGAAAGAUGAAAUAACGAGAGAACUUAAAAAAGAAUCCAAAAAAGAAUCCAAAAAAGUUUUAAGCUUUUUCGGUGGAAUUUAUGAAACAGCUGCUAAGCUUGGUGAUCAAAUUGAAGACGCACUUACAUUUAAUAAAGAUAAUCAUGACGAUCAUGAAAAAGCAGAAGCUCUUAUUGUCGUUGAAGAAUCAACCUCUCCUGAAAAAUGUGAAGAAAUUAUUUCAGAUCAAAAGGAUGACGGUUGUAUCGAAUUAAGUGAUUCAGUUUGUAAUGAAUUAGAUGUUCCUAAAGAAGAAAUUAUUACAACAAUUCAAAAGAAAAUUACUAAUAUUAAACUUAAAUCACCCGAGUUUUCAUCAAGUCUUGCAACUGCUAUUAAUCUCUCAUAUCUUGAAAAUGCAGCGUCUAAAUAUGAAGGACAAUGGAUAGAUAAAUAUAAUAAAGCUCGUGAAUAUCUUUCUAAGCAAAUAGGCGAUGCUGAUGCGGAAAAAGAGCUUUUAGAUUGUGCAGACAAUUACGUUGUCGCUAAUUGUACAAAGAAGGUGAUUAAAGAUAAAAAGAGAAAGGCAGUAGUUACAGUUCGAAACUUGACAACACCCGAAAAAUGCGAAAAUGUAGUGUCUAAUCAGAAAGAUAAUGGAUCAUUUGAAAUCGUUAAAACUAUCUGUGAAGAAAUAGACAUUCCCGUUACAGAAGUAGUAACCAAAGUAAAAACCCAAACAAAAAAUAAGAAACUCAAGUCCCCAGAAUCAGAAUCAUGGUGGAAAACAGCACUUACUAUUAGUUACCUUAAAGUAUCCGCACCACAUCAUGAAAAUUUAUGGAAAGAUAAAUGUGAUAAAGCUCUGAAGUACCUUUCCGAACAAAUUGGAGACGCAGAUAUCGAAAAAGAAAUAUUAGAUUGCACUGACAAAUAUGUAGUUGAUAAUAUUACUAAAAAGGUUGAGAAAGAUCAUAAGAAAGAUGUUGCAAUUACUAUUAUUAAUGAGUCAACUUCCCCUGAGAAAUGUAGAGAAAUUACAUCUAAUCAAAAGGAAGAUGGCAGCAUUGAACUAGGUGAUUCAAUAUGCAAAGAAUUAGAUGCACCUAAAGAAGAAAUAAUUGAUACGAUUAAAAAGAACAUUUCCAAUAUAAAACUUAAAUUACCUGAUCUUUCAUCAAGUCUUACGACUGCUAUUAAUAUUUCAUAUCUUAAAAAUGCAGCGUCUCAGCAUAAAGGUGAAUGGGAAGAUAAAUAUAACAAAGCUCGUGAAUAUCUUUCUAAUCAAAUUAGUGAUAAAGACGCUGAAGAAAAACUACUAGAAUGUGCUGAUAAAUAUGUAGUUGAUAACAUAACAAAUAAAGUAAUCGAGGAACAGAAAAAAGAUGUAAUUACCCUUAAGAAAAUACCGAAAGAACUUGAAUCUAAAAAAGGUAAAAGCUUCUUCGGCGGAAUUUAUGAAGCAGCUGCCAAGCUUGGUGAUCAAAUUGAAGAUGCCCUUACAUUUAAUAAAGAUGAUCAUGACGAUCAUGAAAAAGCAGAAGCUCUUGUUAUCGUUGAAAAAUCAUCCUCUACUGAAAAAUGUAAAGAAAUUCUUUCAGAUCAAAAGGAUGAUGGUUGUAUUAAAUUAAGUGAUUCAGUUUGUAAUGAAUUAGAUGCUCCUAAAGAAGAAAUCAUUACAACCAUUCAAAAUAAAAUUAGUAAUAUUAAACUUAAAUCACCAGAGUUUUCAUCAAGUCUUGCAACUGCUAUUAAUAUUUCAUACCUUAAAAAUGCUGCGUCUCAAUAUAAAGGUGAAUGGGUAGAUAAAUAUAAUAAAGCUCGUGAAUAUCUCUCAAAACAGAUAGGAGAUUCUGAUGCUGAGAAAGAGCUUUUAGAAUGUACCGAUAACUACGUAGUUGAAAAUUGUACAAAGAAGGUUAUUAAAGAUAAAAAGAGAAAUGCAGUAGUUACAGUUCAAAACUUAACAACCCCCGAAAAAUGCGAAAAUGCAGUAUCUAAUCAAAAGGAUGAUGGAUCCUUCGAAGUCAGUGAGACUAUAUGCAAUGAAUUAGACAUUCCAGUUACAGAAGUAGUAAUCAAAGUAAAAACACGAACGAAAAAUAAAAAACUCAAAUCCCCAGAAUCAGAAUCAUGGUGGAAAACAGCACUUACUAUUAGCUACCUUAAAGUAUCCGCACCACAUCAUGAAA